Messenger RNA from Cryptomeria japonica (Japanese cedar), 1620 nucleotides. RefSeq names its product LRR receptor-like serine/threonine-protein kinase EFR. Gene Ontology annotation, molecular function: protein binding. The coding region runs from base 1 to 1620 and encodes 539 amino acids. Lineage: Eukaryota; Viridiplantae; Streptophyta; Pinopsida; Cupressales; Cupressaceae. Gene Ontology annotation, cellular component: plasma membrane. The record is from RefSeq and is a predicted model, not a curated record. Gene Ontology annotation, biological process: hormone-mediated signaling pathway. The transcript has a single exon.
AUGGCACGCCCUUCUAAUUAUUCUGAUCAACAAGCUCUCAUUGCUUUCAAGGGGUCUCUGCUUCUCGAUCCAUUUAAUUCCCUCCUUCAUUGGUCUCGCAAUCACACAUUCUGCAAUUGGACUGGUGUUACCUGUUCUUCUGCUCGGCAGCGUCUUGUUUCCUUGAAUCUCACAAGCAUGGGAUUAAUUGGCCCAAUCUCCCCCUUUCUCGGAAAUCUUUCCUUCCUUAGAGUACUUGCUCUCCCUAAUAAUAGUUUGGAGGGCCAUAUUCCAUAUCAGCUUGGAAGGCUAUUCCGCUUGAGAGUGCUUCGGUUGUCUAAAAACAAUUUGGAAGGUCACAUUCCCUCCUCUCUAGGAGCCUGUCGUUCUUUGCAAUCUCUCAUACUGUCGUUUAACAAUUUGAGUGGAAACAUUCCCUCUGAACUUGGUCUUCUUUCAAAUUUAGAAAUCAUGUACUUAGGAUUAAACAACUUGACAGGCAUUAUCCCGCCUUUCUUAGGAAACCUGUCCUUUUUAAUUAGGCUUGAGUUGAGCAAAAAUAGACUCCAAGGUAGUAUUCCUGCUGAGUUGGGUAUGCUUAGUCAGCUCAUCAGGCUUUCAAUUGACAGCAACAGCUUAACAGGACCGAUCCCCGUGGCCGUUUCAAAUUGCACUCGUCUCCAAGUGUUGUGGUUAUAUCAGAACAACUUAAACGGCCCAAUUCCAUGGGAGUUUGGAAGGCUGUCAGAGUUGCAAUAUGUGUAUUUGUGGGGAAACCAACUCACUGGAGAAAUACCCAUCUCACUGGGCAAUUGGACUCACCUGCAAUGGUUGGAUUUGAGUGGCAACCAAUUGAGCAGUACAGUGCCCCUGGAAUUCAGGCAAAUGCAGCAGCUGAAAGGGUUAAAUUUGUGGCAAAAUCAUUUAGUGAGUGGAAGCAGUGGUUUGUCUAUUCUAACAUUCUUAACUAAUUGCUCCAGCUUGGCAUUUCUUGAUUUGGGAUCUAAUUAUCUCACUGGCAUCUUGCCCAUUUCAAUUGGUCGGCUUUCAAAUUCACUUUCAUUUUUAGGUCUGAACUCAAAUGAAAUUGGGGGAAAUAUACCAGAUGAGAUUGGUAAUCUAACAAACUUGACAACAGUAUACCUAAAUGCAAACCGAUUCGAAGGGACCAUUUCAUCUGCACUCAGUAAACUUCCGAAUUUGGAGAGACUAUCUUUGGACACAAAUAAUUUACACGGAAGAAUUCCAAAAGGUUUUGGCCAAUCAAAAAGAUUUGGAUUGUUGUCACUCAGCGAGAACAUGCUUUCAGGACAAAUUCCAGAAAGUCUUGGCAAGCUUCCACAAUUAAGAAGGCUUUAUCUUGAUCACAAUCAGCUAUCAGGGAAAAUACCUGCCAGUUUAGGGAGAUGCAAGACGUUGGAAAUGGUGGACUUGGCGCACAACAAGCUAACAGGAAAUAUACCUCCUGAAGUUGCAGGUCUUCAGAAUCUCCAGUUCUAUUUCAACGUUUCCGGAAAUUUAUUGCAAGGUUCUAUUUUGGAAAUGAGCAAAAUGAUUAUAGUUUUAGAGGCGCUAACUCAUUGUGUAUCUGUGUUGUCAAGAAACAGAGGUGCUAACUCGUCAUGUAUCUAUAUUGUCUAG